AGCUCGUCCGGUAGGCCGUCGCCCGUUCUUCAGGGGAGUGAGGAAACACUAACAGGCCACCGGUCCGGACCAGGUUCCUGAUGAAAUGCGCCAAUGAGACGGUGACGAUCGAGUUGAAGAAUGGUGAGUCGUUGCGUGGACUUGUCCUCUUCCUCCGUGGCUGGGUGUAGUAGACUGCGCAGACACGAUUCCCCACCCCAAACCCAAGCUCAACCCUUCCCCAAAACAACCCCCGAACCCCCAACGCUAAUGCUAUGCAAUGUGGUGUAGGCACCAUCCUCCACGGCACCAUCACCUCCGUCUCCCCGCAGAUGAACACCAGCCUGCGCACCGUCAAGAUGACCCCCAAGGGUCGCGACCCCAUCGGCCUCGACACCAUCAACAUCCGGGGCUCCACCAUCCGCUACUACAUCCUGCCCGACAGUCUGCCGCUCGACACGCUGCUGAUCGACGACACGCCCAAGCCCAAGAACAAGGCGCGCAAGGAGGCGGAUCGGGGGGGACGGGGCGGGCGCGGCGGGCCCCGCGGACGGGGUCGCGGGCGUGGUCGGGGACGGGGACGGGGUUUCUAAACUUCUCUCAGCUUUUCUUCUUCGGGGGCUUUGUGGGCUUAGGAAGGGUUGCCUCGUUUCUGUGGUGGUAUGUGAACUGAGCUGGCUACGGUGGUAUGGUUCUGAGUAAGGGAUUGCGCCAUGGUGGUGGUGAGGAUACCCUCCGUGGUACUAUGGGUUGGGGUGGGGAUUGCUCGUGCUGUGGGAUAGGCCGGGCUGAUUUAGAGGUUUAUCUGUUUGCUACUUUUUUUUUUCCUUUUUCUUUUUGCAGUGUGAAAGUCAUCGUCAUCGUCAUGGGAAUAUGGAGUUCGUUUUUCGAUCUAUCUCAUUUCUUGCUUGUCCGUGUCUGUGUCUUCAUCGGUUGAUUC
Messenger RNA from Aspergillus uvarum CBS 121591, 919 nucleotides. RefSeq names its product mRNA splicing protein SMD1. NCBI's taxonomy places the organism in Eukaryota, Fungi, Ascomycota, Eurotiomycetes, Eurotiales, Aspergillaceae. The transcript has a single exon. Bases 255 to 572 code for a protein of 105 amino acids. Gene Ontology annotation, molecular function: RNA binding. The record is from RefSeq and is a predicted model, not a curated record. Gene Ontology annotation, biological process: RNA processing; spliceosomal snRNP assembly. Gene Ontology annotation, cellular component: commitment complex; U4 snRNP; precatalytic spliceosome.